AUGACUUUUGUUCGAAGUACAACAAUAACUGGAGAACUUUUAUCUACUUGUGGAGGGCAUAAUACAGAACAAGAAACAAUUGAUGCACAGAUUGCUAGUUUAGAAUCGUUAAGUGAUGAAUCUGAAACUUUAUUAAAACAACAAAAAAUUAGAGAAGGUAGUUGGGGAAGUCCUAUAACUACAAAACUUUGUUUAAUUGGAUUAGAUGGGGAUGAAGAAGAAGGAAUAAUUUGUAGAAGAUCGAGUAAUGGAGAAGGAAUAAUUGCAGAAGAUGAACAAACUGAUAGAACAGAUGGAACGAGUUAUUUAUAGUUUAUAUUGAGAGCUUUAAUUUUUUUUAAUUUUAUGAUGCCAUAUGUAUUUAUAAAAUGAUAAAGAUUAAUUAAUUACUUAUAGAUUAACUACUUAUAAAUUAUUAGAGGUGUGCCAGUUUCGCCUUACGCGGAUUUUCGCGUUUUUUGACGUUUCGUCUUUCGCCUUUUAAAUUAACUUUCGAAUUUUGGCGCUUUGCUGUUGGCGUUCUUGCGCAAAACGCGAAAAUAUUAUACACACCUAACGGCGGUCAAAUUAAAAUUUCCUUUAAAUUGGCUUACCGAGAGAAAGAUCCAAGAGAUUCAAGCACACAGAACAACAGGCAGAACAAUCUACAAAGCCUAACAAUAAGAAUGGAGUACAA
Meloidogyne enterolobii is the source of this 676-nucleotide messenger RNA. The record is from the annotation of a GenBank genome assembly. Lineage: Eukaryota; Metazoa; Nematoda; Chromadorea; Rhabditida; Meloidogynidae.